AUGGGUCGUCUAACGCUGACUCUCCUGCUCUGUGCAUUGCUCACGCAGGUGACUGAAGGUAGCUGGGGAAUCAAAAGAUGCUGGAAGAACGAUGUAGGACAUUGCCGAAGACGAUGUUUGGACGACGAAAGGUACAUACGUCUCUGUAAGAACAAGCUGUCGUGUUGCAUUUCCUUAACACUUUCCUAUGACAUCACUCGAAGGCCACCUCCGCCCGUGAUCAACAUAGAGGAUUUCACAGAUUCCUUUGACGAGGAUCAAUUUUCUGCUUCGCCGGUAUCAAGGCUGAGUGAUGAGGUGACGUUUUUUGGAAGCCGCCGGCGGCACCCCGGGGGCGGGGGCGGAGGCCGGUCCCUCUUCUGCUGCUACCACCACGGCGGCCUCCUCGGCUGCUGCUGCUGGUGUUGCUGUGGCCUCGACGACGACCACUGCUGCUACUGCUACGACGACCGCGGCCACUGGUCUUCCUCUUGCGGUUGCUUCUUCUACAGCGACGUCCGCGGCUGCUGCUGCCUCCUCCGCUGGUGCUGGUGCUUAGACGACUUCUGCUACUUCUGA
Messenger RNA from Lepus europaeus (European hare), 558 nucleotides. It is a transcript of the gene DEFB125, whose product is annotated as defensin beta 125. NCBI's taxonomy places the organism in Eukaryota, Metazoa, Chordata, Mammalia, Lagomorpha, Leporidae. Gene Ontology annotation, biological process: innate immune response. Bases 1 to 558 code for a protein of 185 amino acids. The transcript has 3 exons. Gene Ontology annotation, cellular component: extracellular region. The record is from RefSeq and is a predicted model, not a curated record.